UAUUGCAGCAUAAACUUAACUGUCUAAGGCUCUUAACUAUGGUUAGCUAAACCCUGGUUAAGUUGGCCUUUUAUAAGAGGAUUAGCCAGUGCAUUUGGAGAUCAUACUUGCCUGGAUCCCGCCUCUUUCACCUUGCGUUAGAAACAGAAAAAUCUGACACUUGGUACCUGUUUAUCGCAUAUAGAAGAAGAAGAAGAUGGACAACAAGGCACCUGACAAUGGAGAGUUUAGCUUUGCUAGCAGUACUCCUAGGAGUACUGGACGGAAAGGGCUGCCUAAAAUCCAGACACAAGAUCAUAACAAGAAGGCAAACGACGUGUGUCAUGAUGACAGUGGAACACCAGUGAAAGCCAAAACGAUCGAUGAACUCCAUUCUCUACAGAGGAAAAAAUCAGCACCCACCACUCCCAUCAAGGGAGCUCAGGGUGCUUUCAAUGCUAUCUCUGAAGAAGAACGCCAGAAACAGCAACUCCAGUCCAUCAGUGCUUCCUUGGCAUCACUGAUGAGAGAGACAGGGCCAAAGUUAGUGAAAGGGGACCCGGCAAGGAAGGGAGAGGGGCAACAAAUUGCCCAUCAUCAUCAUUAUACGCCCACCAUCAGCGCUAGUGACAGUUCUCUAAAGUUUACCCAUUACCUCUACAAUCUUUCUCCUGCUGAACUCUAUGAACAAGCAAUUAAGUACGAGAAAGGUUCAUUCAUAGCAUCAUCUGGCGCCUUAGCUACACUUUCCGGGGCAAAAACAGGCAGGUCACCUAGAGAUAAACGUGUUGUCAGGGAUGAAACCACCGAAGAUGAUCUUUGGUGGGGAAAGGGCUCGCCUAAUAUUGAAAUGGAUGAACAUACUUUCAUGGUUAACAGAGAAAGAGCUGUCGAUUAUUUGAACUCGCUGGACAAGGUCUUUGUAAAUGACCAGUUCCUGAAUUGGGACCCUGAACACAGAAUUAAAGUCCGUAUCGUUUCAGCCAGGGCUUACCAUUCCUUGUUCAUGCACAACAUGUGUAUCCGACCCACUCCUGAAGAGCUAGAGAACUUCGGGACUCCGGACUUCACUAUAUACAACGCCGGUCAGUUCCCAUGUAACCGUUACACCCAUUACAUGACUUCUUCUACUAGCAUAGACAUCAAUCUUGCUAGGAAGGAGAUGGUCAUCCUUGGCACCCAAUAUGCUGGGGAAAUGAAGAAGGGUCUAUUCGGGGUAAUGCAUUAUCUCAUGCCUAAACGUCAAAUCCUCUCCCUUCACUCUGGCUGCAAUAUGGGGAAAGAUGGGGAUGUUGCCCUCUUCUUUGGAUUAUCAGGCACCGGGAAGACAACUCUGUCCACAGAUCAUAAUAGGUAUUUAAUUGGAGAUGACGAACAUUGCUGGAGUGAGAAUGGUGUGUCAAACAUAGAAGGCGGUUGCUAUGCCAAGUGCAUUGAUCUCUCUCGAGAGAAGGAGCCCGAUAUUUGGAAUGCCAUCAAGUUUGGGACUGUAUUGGAGAAUGUGGUGUUUGAUGAGCAUACUCGAGAAGUGGAUUACAUGGACAGCUCAGUUACAGAAAACACACGAGCAGCAUAUCCUAUUGAUUACAUUCCAAAUGCUAAGAUACCGUGCGUUGGUCCCCAUCCGAAGAACAUCAUUCUACUGGCAUGUGAUGCAUUUGGCGUGCUCCCACCUGUGAGCAAGCUGAGCUUGGCACAGACCAUGUAUCACUUCAUCAGUGGUUAUACAGCUCUGGUAGCCGGGACGGAGGAUGGUAUAAAGGAGCCGCAGGCAACAUUUUCAGCCUGCUUCGGUGCAGCAUUUAUAAUGAUGCAUCCUACCAAGUAUGCGGCCAUGCUGUCUGAAAAGAUGCAGAAACAUGGGGCUACAGGAUGGCUUGUCAAUACCGGUUGGUCAGGUGGAAGUUAUGGAUCCGGAAAACGUAUCAAGCUGGCAUACACUCGGAGGAUCAUCGAUGCAAUCCACUCCGGUAGCCUUUUGAAAGCUAGCUAUAAAAAGACUGAAGUUUUUGGUCUCGAAAUCCCAACUGAGAUUGAGGGCGUGCCUUCAGAAAUCUUGGAUCCUGUCAACACUUGGACGGACAAGAAUGCAUACAAGGAUACCCAGUUGAAGCUGGCUGGUCUUUUCAAGAAUAAUUUCGAGGUGUUCACAAAUUAUAAGAUUGGAAAGAACAGCAUGCUGACGGAGGAGAUUCUUGCAGCUGGUCCUAAUUACUAGUCGGGUGCUUUCAGAUUGGAGAGAGUGAAACUGAAAGGAAUAAAACGAGGAUAAGCUAAAUACAUCUCGUAACAUAUAUUAUGCCUCUCUUAAUAUCAACGAUUCAAUUCGUUUUAUUUAGCUUUAAUCGAAUUGGAGCGCGUUGUGUAUGAAGUGGUUUUUUAAUGAUGUUUCAGACUCUUAUAUAUAUAUAUAUAUAUAUAUAUAUAACAUCCUUCAAUUA
Messenger RNA from Populus euphratica (Euphrates poplar), 2420 nucleotides. RefSeq names its product phosphoenolpyruvate carboxykinase [ATP]-like. Gene Ontology annotation, biological process: gluconeogenesis. The record is from RefSeq and is a predicted model, not a curated record. Gene Ontology annotation, cellular component: cytosol. The transcript has 13 exons. The coding region runs from base 197 to 2197 and encodes 666 amino acids. NCBI's taxonomy places the organism in Eukaryota, Viridiplantae, Streptophyta, Magnoliopsida, Malpighiales, Salicaceae. Gene Ontology annotation, molecular function: ATP binding; phosphoenolpyruvate carboxykinase (ATP) activity.